GGACGCAACUGCACGCUUGCUGCAUGAUUAAUAUUUGAGGGAACGCGUGCCAUGCUAAUGCGUUUUUAUAGUGCGAAUUGGGCAAACAAACCCUUGCGGAGAGUAAUUAAGGGCGAUUGUUAUCGUUCGAUAGUUCUGGAAUGCUUCUUAGAUGGUGUUAGAUAAUCGAAGGAAAUCAUUUAUCACUUUCAUCCCGCGUCCGGAGCAGUCCAUUUGGGACAAACAGUUCGUUCGUUUCUAGAUCUACGUUGUGGUCUAGCUUUAGCUCAUUUUACUUUAACAAAAUUAAUUGUAAAUCAAUAUCCUCAUACCUUGAACGCCAAUCUGAAACCACGACUCGACUCAAGAUCGACCCGAUGUUCUGUAAGGUCAACUCCAAAGCGAACAAAAUUAAUUCAUUGUUGCCAAACCAGCCGGCAGACCACUGCCUGGUCCGCUUCUGAGAGGGUUAACAGAUCCUCAUCAACGCUGCGCUCGACGGGGAGCAUUCUGUUUAUUUUAAGAGCCAUCUUUGGUGAAGGGUUCCGGUUUGGUAGGCUCGCGAAACUCGUUCCGCGCACAGAAGAAUCGGAAAGCCGAACGACGCAUAGACACACCGCAGCAAGAACCAUCCGCAAUGGGCGUAUGGCUUUGGCACUGAGUGGAGGGGCGGUUGUAAAGGGUGUUUGCGGUGUGCUGGAAAAUCCCCCAACUGGUUCCGAUGGCCAGAAGGUGACGUCACGCCGCAUGCGAUAGAGGAAGAAGCGACCCGACCGAUCCGGUUGAACGCACCCCCUCGCGUACGGUGAUGGCACCCGCAUCUUUGCAGUCCGGGGUUUGGGCUUGCUUCGGAGGACGGAGAGCGGUGACAUCGGUGGUGGAGAUUGUCGUUCAUCUUGAAAUUCGAUUCUCUUUCUUCUGGCGGAGACACGAGUGAGCGCAUGCGAGCGCGAUACGCUUGGACUUCGGGCUUCGACGCGCCCAAUCGAUGCGGCGUAGAGCGAUAAUCCAGCUGUGCGCGUUCUUUGAAGGUUAUGGGGUUUUGUCGGCAUUUGUCCUCGCGGUUUUUGCCUCGUGCGCGCUGCUGCCGGUCGUUAGUCGCGGCUUCGUUGUCGAGCUGCGUUGUCCGAACGGGGAUCGUACGCGCUUCGCUCUUUGUUGUUGGCAAAACAUUCUAAAGCCCAAUGUGGCCAUCCAACGUGGCUCUAGUGGUGGUGGUGCUGGUGGUGGUGGUUGGUGCAGUGAGAGCUGGAUGUGACCAGUCGUGUCAGACGCGGGCGGCCAAACCGCAGCCGGGACGCUGUGUCCCGGUGGCCAAGUGUCCCUCGAUCAAGCAACACCUGCUGCGGUUGCAGUUUCGUGCGGCCGAUCAGUUCGAAGCGUUUCUGAGCGAGCGUGCCUGCAGCCACGGCAAGGAUGGGACGCUGCAUCUGUGCUGCACCGGGAAGGUAGCGACCGAUCGUCGCACAGAGCUGGCACCGAACGAAGCCCUCGAGUGUCCCGUCGACUGCGUGCCGAUCGAAGACUGUCCGGCAGUUUACGGGCGCAGUAUGGUGCUGCAGAAGCGGUACGAUCGUCGCCUGCACAAGCUGCUGCGCGACAACUUCUACGAGCAGGCGGGCCAGCUGUACGUGUGUUGCGAUCCGGAGCGCUAUCCCAACUCGAACACCGCCGCCACCCGGCAGCUGGCCAAGCGCGUAAGCUGGCAACCGUGCGUGACACCGUUCGGGGACGAUGGGAAGUGUGUGCCGCCGGCCCGCUGCGCCAUGGUCGACGACCCGAACACCAUCGCGUCCGAGCUGGAGGCGUUCGCGAUCGGGUGCGAUCCGGUCGCGAACCAGUCGCAGCUCUGCUGCACCGAGCAGCUGCUCAUCUUCGACCAGGAAGCGGGCAAGGAGUGCGAAACGAAGGCUGGGCUGGAGGGUCUGUGCACGGAAUCGGAACGCUGCCUAGAUUUCAUCGAGUCCGAGAGCAAGGACGUGUACGUGCGGCAGAACUGGUGCUACACGAACCUGCAGCAGGUGGACUAUUUGUGCUGCGCGCGGGACCGCAUCAAGGAGCCUCCACAGGUUGAAUUUGGAAUACGUGCCGGGGAAGAUCUAACGGCCUGCUCGACGGUGAUCAAUAGACCAGGAUUUUGUGUUCCGCUGGCGCAAUGUGGACCGGUGGCGAGGUUGCUGCGUCAAAUAUCUACCCGUGGAACGACCGCCACACCGGAUGAGGCACGCUUCCUGCGGGCAUCGAUUUGUCCUACGCCGGAAGGGGCCACCGGGUAUCAUGUGUGCUGUGAUGUGACGGCCGUACAAACUACGACUACACCAGCUCCUACCACCCAGCCACCGACCACUGUUGCUGCAGCCCCAGCCACAGCGAGUCUGGUCAAUCAUCCUAACAUACGACUUUUCGAUCGGACGAACUGUGGUCUCCCGGGGACGGUAAAUAAAAUCGCCUUCGGUCAGCAGGCACGGCUGUUCCAGUAUCCCUGGAUGGCCAUGAUCGUGUACGUGUCCAACACAACCGGCACGGAAAGUUCGGAAUGUGCCGGUACGAUCAUCAACGUGCGGUACGUGCUUACAGCGGCACACUGUAUCGACGGUCAGAUGGAACGGAUGCGAUACGUACGAAUCGGAGAGUAUGAUACGCGCACAGAUCCUGACUGCGAGGAGGACACUUGCGCUGCGCCAAUCCAACGCUACGGAGUGGAGGAUGCGAUCUUCCAUCCCAACUUUACCCGCAUCGUACGUUCCGGGCAUGAUAUCGGACUGCUGCGGUUGAACCGUUCGAUCGACUUCAGCUCAGGAGACGUAUCGCCCGUCUGUCUACCGUUUACCACCGGGCUGAUGGGAUUCGAUCCGACGCUGUACUGGAUCACGGGUUGGGGAUUGACGGAGCGGCUCGAGGUCAGCCCGGUGCUGCUGCAGGCACGCAUCCCGCCCGUAUCCUGCAGUCUGAGCAGCUACGCCAUCUGUGCCGGGUUUGGCAAUGCGACGCUGCACUGUGAGGGUGAUUCGGGCGGCCCGAUGAAGGCGCAGGUCCCGGAGUACAACUUCCGGUUCGUGCAGUACGGUGUGAUAUCGGCCGGACCGCGCUGUGGCACGCAGGGUGUGCCCGGCAUCAGUUCGCGCGUUUCAUUCUUUAUGCAAUGGAUAUUGGACAAUAUAAAAGCCUAAGUAGAUCGUA
Anopheles merus is the source of this 3159-nucleotide messenger RNA. Its product is annotated as serine protease 7-like. The record is from RefSeq and is a predicted model, not a curated record. Gene Ontology annotation, molecular function: serine-type endopeptidase activity. Gene Ontology annotation, biological process: proteolysis. Lineage: Eukaryota; Metazoa; Arthropoda; Insecta; Diptera; Culicidae. The transcript has 5 exons. Bases 1164 to 3149 code for a protein of 661 amino acids.